AAAAUACAUACUGAAGUCCAUUUGCUGUACCACCCUCCCCCAACUCCCUCUCCGCCUUAUGUAACACAACAAUUGGGAUUUGGACUUUGGAUUCUUUUCCAUGCAGAGGCUGGGCUUCACUUUUCCAGAGCAAACUUUAGAGUUUAUUCCUCUCCUGAGAUUCAAAGGUCCCUCGAUGGGGUUCAACCAGGGUGUUUUGCUUCUGCUGGCGAGCACGUCCCUCCUGACGGGCUCCGGUGUGCUGGCCGGAAAGAUUCUGGUGUUCCCGGUGGACGGAAGCCACUGGGUCAACAUGAACCUGCUGAUCCAGAGCCUUCACUCCAGGGGCCACGAGGUCACCGUGGUCCGCACGGCCACCAGCUGGUACGUCAAAGAAAACGCUCCGCAUUACCGCUCCCUCACCGUCACCCUGCCGGGAGCCAUCAGCAUCGAAGAGGAGGACUUCUUUGUGACCUUCCUGGUCAAGAUGCUGGCGAUUCACAAAGAGGGCGCGUCGAUUAGCGGCUUCGUGAAGUUCUACUGGGAGAUGCUCGGCACGCUGUCGAACAUCCACCGACAAGCAAGCUUGUUGGCCGUGGAAAUGUUCGAGAACAAGACUCUGAUGCAAAGUAUCCGCAACACCCAGUUCGACGUGGUUCUCCUGGAUCCGGGGCUGCCGGUUGGAGUUCUGGUGGCCCAUGAACUGAAGCUGCCGACUGUUUUUAAUGUGAGGUGGAUCACCAGUGGAGAGGGACAUUUUGUUGUGGCUCCGUCUCCAACGUCCUACGUUCCGACGUCGGGAUACGCCGCGUCGGAUAAGAUGAACUUUGCGCAGCGGGUCAAGAACACUUUCCACUAUUUCCUCAACACGUGCAUUGACAGGUUUAUAGUAUGCCCUCAUUAUGACAGACUAGUAGAUAGGUACUUUGGUCCAGAUGUGAAGUUCUAUCACCUCCUACAAGGUGCCGACAUCUGGCUCAUGAGGGUGGAUUUUGUCUUUGAAUUUCCUCGACCCACCAUGCCAAACAUCGCCUACAUUGGCGGUUUCCAGUCAAAGCCUUCCAAGCCUUUGUCGUCAGAGCUGGAAGAGUUUGUCCAAAGUUCAGGAGAGCAUGGAUUCAUCCUGAUGUCUCUUGGGACACUAGUGAAUGGCCUACCCAUAGAAAUCACCUCUGAAAUCGCUGCUGCUUUUUCCCAAAUUCCCCAAAAGGUCAUUUGGAGGCAUGCCAGUGCGCCGCCCAAUAAUCUGGGCAACAACACCCUGCUGGUGAAAUGGAUGCCCCAGAACGACCUCCUGGCUCACCCAAAGAUCAAAGCCUUCGUGGCUCACGGUGGCACCAACGGGAUCUACGAGUCCAUGUACCACGGCGUGCCAAUCGUGGGCAUUCCCCUCCUGUUUGACCAGUUUGAGAACAUCUUGAGGUUGGAGGCGCGAGGAGCCGCCAAGUCGGUGGACGCGACCAAACUCACUCGUGAGAACUUUAUGGAAGCGAUACAAGAAGUUCUCCAAAAUCCCUCCUACAGGAAUAACAUGAAGCGCCUCUCCGCUCUCCAUCGGGACAAACCGAUGCAUCCUCUGGAAACUGCGCUUUACUGGAUUGAGUUUGUCAUGCGGCACAAAGGAGCUGCACAUUUACGCACAGAGUCUUACAAGAUGCCCUGGUACGCCUAUUAUUCUGUAGAUGUUAUUUGCUUUUUGGUGGCAGUCUUGUUGAUGCUGACAGCCGUCAUAGUGGGAUCGAUACGAUUCGUUUGCUUUAGACUGUGCAGGAGGAGAAAAACCAAAAAGGAGUAGCUCACAUUGGAUUAGUUCAUAUCAAAGCUUUCUUAAACAGCAGCCAUGAGAAUGUUCUGUUCUUCAGGCAACUGAAAUUACUCAACACCAAAGGGUUGUUUUCAGUAAAAACAUCAUUGCUUGGCUUAAAAUGACUAUAGAAAUAAACAAAACAAAGCUCAGUAGAAGUACUUUGAUGAUUGUUAUCUAAAACCUCUUCCAACGUAAUUAAAAAUGUAAAUGGGAACUUCUUUUUCAGAUAUUCAUGGUUACCAGAUGAUCAAUAGUCUCACUUUCACUGUUGCGCCACCAUGAGGUUACAUUACAUUACAUGUCAUUUAGCCGACGCUUUUAUCCAAAGCGACUUACAAUAAGUGCAUUCAACCAAAGGGUACAAACUCAGAAGAACAAGAAACAAGAAAGUGCAAUUUCCUCAAAUAAGCCAAUUUACAAUUUGCUAUAGACGAGUAGCGUUAUAAGUACAAUUUAAGUGCUACAAUUUGUUAAAACCGGUGCUUGUUGCUGAAAUGCUUCGACAACUAUUUUGGAAAUUUGGUUCAGAAAGAGUCCUGGUUUUACUCGUAAUGCAAAAACUAACAUAGAUUCCCAUCAGCUGCAUGCUGACAUCACCAUUAACUAUGAGUCAUGUUAAAGGUUUACGAUUGUAUAAAAAACAAAAUGUCCCAAAACACACUGAACUACCUUAUUUCAUAUUAUAUCUGCUUUUACAUGGAUCAACAUUUCAAAAUGAUUGCUGAUACUUUAUGUUGUGUAUUAUCUUCGUAAUUGUCACUUAAACAAAGAAAUUGCACCAUGGCAUAACUGAAGAAACCCAUACUUCAAAAUAAAAAGUAAAAAGAA
Messenger RNA from Gasterosteus aculeatus aculeatus (three-spined stickleback), 2614 nucleotides. RefSeq names its product UDP-glucuronosyltransferase 1-2. Gene Ontology annotation, molecular function: UDP-glycosyltransferase activity. Lineage: Eukaryota; Metazoa; Chordata; Actinopteri; Perciformes; Gasterosteidae. The record is from RefSeq and is a predicted model, not a curated record.